UAAAAACAGCUGUUCUAUUAAAUGCGUAAACAAAGUUAACGCGGCGUAAAUUACAAAUAAUUAAUUAUUUAGCUUGUUUGUAAUGGCAACUUGUCCAUCACGGAAAUUUAUGGAGUGUCUGCAGUAUGCGGCUUUUAAACACCGCGAACAGCGACGCAAGGAUCCCAAGGAAACCCCCUAUGUAAAUCAUGUGAUAAAUGUGAGCACUAUUCUUUCCGUGGAGGCCGGCAUCACGGAUGAGGCAAUUCUUAUGGCUGCCCUUCUGCACGAUGUGGUCGAGGAUACGGAUGCAACGUUUGAGGAUGUGGAGAAACUAUUUGGACCGGAUGUUUGUGGCUUAGUUCGCGAGAUUACCGACGAUAAGUCAUUGGAGAAACAGGAACGCAAGCGUCUACAAAUAGUUAAAGCGGCUACAAGCAGCUGCAGGGCAAAACUAAUAAAACUGGCCGACAAGCUAGAUAACCUGAGGGAUCUGCAGAUCAACACGCCAACAGGAUGGACAGAGGAACGUCGCGAGCAGUACUUCAUUUGGGCCAAACAGGUGGUGGACAAUCUGCGCGGUACGAAUGCUAAUUUGGAACUUAAUCUAGACGACAUAUUCCGCCAGCGAGGUCUCUUGUAAACUCAAAACCCAACCAAUUACAAAGGAACAAUCUUA
Molecule: messenger RNA, 658 nt
Organism: Drosophila gunungcola (fruit fly)
Lineage: Eukaryota; Metazoa; Arthropoda; Insecta; Diptera; Drosophilidae
Gene: Mesh1
Product: guanosine-3',5'-bis(diphosphate) 3'-pyrophosphohydrolase MESH1
Exons: 3
Coding region: 83-622 (179 amino acids)
Molecular function (GO): guanosine-3',5'-bis(diphosphate) 3'-diphosphatase activity
Source: RefSeq, a predicted model, not a curated record